UCAGGACUGAGAAGAAUAAUAAACGGACAUCUGUAAAAUGGAACCAAGACCCUUUCCUAUUAUUAUCUGUCUUCUACUAACCCUAGGUUCGGCUGGUGGUUCCUGGUACCAAGAUAAGCUGGAAGGAACCAAUGAACCCUCCUUUAAGAUUACUGGUUCUAUCCUUAAUGUUACUGCAGUAGAAGGACGGAGAGCAUCUUUAAUUUGCUCAGUUUCAAUGCUUCAAGAUAGACAGGUUAGCUGGAUCAGAAAGGAGAAGCAUCCAGUUAUCCUCUCAAGCGGAACUAUUGCAUUUACGUCGGACAACAGAGUAUCAGUUUCUAACCAUCCUGCUACUCAGGACUGGGAACUGAGUAUAGAUAGAGCUAGAACUAGUGAUAGUGGUCCUUAUGAGUGUCAGGUCAACACGGAUCCUAAACUGAAUCUGGGAUACAAUCUGCGUGUCGUACCUGCUGCAGCUGUGAUUCAAGGAGAACAAGCUGUUUAUGUUAAACCUGGAAGUAGUAUCAGUCUCAGUUGCACCAUCAGCUUGUAUUCUGUUCCACCAGCUAGUAUUCACUGGUUCAGAGAUGGCCGGCUUCUAAACCUGGGAUCCCCACGCGGAGGGGUCAGCCUAGAGAACGAGAAAACACCGCAGUACACGCGCAGUACACUUCUUGUAACACGAGCUGUACCCGACGAUAGCGGCAACUAUACAUGUACUCCAACCAGCGGACAUCCAGCAUCUGUUACAGUUCAUGUUCUAGAUGGUGAGAACCCUCGAGCUAUGCAACGCGGAGACGUAUCUGUAGCAGUACCUGGAGUAAAACCAACCUUUCUCCAUCAAAACCUUCUUAUUCUUCUUGUUCUCUAUCUAACCUAAUCAUUUAACGCUGAUCUUAAAACUUCUAUUCUGUAAACUUUGAAACUAAAAAUCAAAUGUGGAUUCUUGGAUUGAUUUUUGUAAAUUAGUGUUGAUUACUGUUAAAAUCUAACUGUUAACGAUGGUAAGGCUGAAUGGAA
Eurytemora carolleeae is the source of this 1002-nucleotide messenger RNA. RefSeq names its product lachesin. The transcript has 9 exons. Bases 38 to 862 code for a protein of 274 amino acids. The record is from RefSeq and is a predicted model, not a curated record. Lineage: Eukaryota; Metazoa; Arthropoda; Copepoda; Calanoida; Temoridae. Gene Ontology annotation, biological process: synapse organization. Gene Ontology annotation, cellular component: neuron projection membrane.